UCCCUCCGUACUGACAGCAGCUCUACGCGGUUCAAACUUGCAGCCGCACUGAACCAAAUAGUCUAUCCAUACCGUCUUUUUUCGUGUUUUUGAGUUUUUAAGUGACAAACUGUUUUUAAGGAAUGCGUUAAAGUGUGCGUUGCGGCGGUUCUUCACCGGGAGGAAUUACCCGUUUCGUCUUUUAGUUGAAAAGCAGCGGGGGAAAUGUCCAGUUGAGGAUUGGAAAUCCUGAAAACCGCAGGGCCUGUUUUUGUAAUGAUUGAUCAACGCUUCGACAAUGGCGCUAAAGGCACAAGUUUUAUAUGACUUCACUGCUGAGGCUGGAAACAACGAGCUGACGGUUAAAGAAGGCGAGACGCUUACCAUCACCAAUCAGAAUAUUGGAGGCGGCUGGAUUGAAGCGCAGAACUCCAGAGGGGAGGUUGGUCUGGUGCCAGAAGACUACAUCGAGCUCGGCAAGUCUUUACCUAUAUUUCCAGCUGCAGCACCUAUUCCAAGUGUAGGGAAUGUUGCAGCUCCAGACCUGUCCAUCUUUGAUUCCUAUGCUCCCACAGCAGCACCUGCACAAAACCAGGUGGAUGCUGGGGGCUUAAGCCCCCAGCCGGACACCCCUGACACCCCAGUUUCCCCCUACCUUUCGUCCCCUGAUGAGGCUAGUAACGGUAAUGAUCCCUGGUCGGUGUGGAACGCAGACCCUUCAGGGGGCUCCAACAACAACUGGGCGUCCAAUCCAGAGGGCACCCAGACUGGGAAAAGUGCCGCUGACCCCUGGAGCUCCAUAUCACAGGGCCACCCUCAGGCUUACCAGGGCCCAGGAGCGGAGGAUGAUGAGUGGGAUGAUGAGUGGGAUGACAUGAAGUCCACCGGAGGUUACGCCGAGUCAGAAUCAGGAGACAGCGGAGCAAUACAGAGAGGGGGAGCUCAUGCAACUUCUAUGAAAAUCUCCCUCAACAAGUUUCCUGGUUUCUCCAAGUCUGGACCAGAGCUCUACCUCCUAUGCAAGCAGCUUGCGAAAGGCAAAGAGAAGCUGCCAAUCUAUGUUGGAGAAGUUGGUCCAGUGUGGUUUUACCCAGAAACACAGCUGGACUGUGUGGUGGCUGAUCCCAAGAAAGGCUCAAAGAUGUACGGCCUCAAGAGCUACAUCGAGUACCAAAUCACACCCAACACCACAAAUAGACCAGUAAAUCACAGAUACAAGCACUUUGAUUGGCUGUAUGAGAGGCUGCUGGAAAAAUUUGGCUCAGCCAUCCCCAUCCCCUCUUUACCAGACAAGCAGGUGACAGGGCGAUUUGAGGAAGAGUUUAUUAAGAUGCGUAUGGAGCGAUUGCAGGGCUGGAUGACCAGGAUGUGCAGGCACCCGGUUAUUUCCAGCAGUGAAGUAUUCCAGACUUUCCUCACCUACAAGGACGAGAAGGACUGGAAGACGGGGAAGAGAAAAGCAGAGAAGGACGAGACAGUGGGAGUGAUGAUCUUUUCCACGAUAGAGCCCGAAGCUGCGGAUCUGGAUCCCGUAGAAGUGGAGCAGAAAUGUGAGCAGUUCAGCAGGUUCACUAAAGCCAUGGAUGACGGGGUGAAGGAAAUCCUCACAGUGGGCAACGAGCACUGGAAGAGAUGUACAGGCCCUUUGCCAAAAGAAUACCAGAGAAUCGGCAAAGCCUUCCAAAAUCUCUCCUCCGUCUUCAUCAGCAGUGGAUACCAAGGCGAGUCAACCCUGACUGACGCCAUGACCGCAGCAGGAAAGACAUACGAGGAAAUAGCUCAGAUGGUGGCAGAACAGCCCAAAAAAGACCUCCACUUCGUCAUGGAGACCAACAAUGAAUAUAAAGGCCUUCUGGGAUGCUUUCCGGACACCAUUGGAGUCCACAAGGCAGCCAUAGAAAAGGUGAAGGAGGCUGACAAGCUGGUUGCCACCAGUAAAAUUUCCCCUCAGGACAAAGUCACCAUGGCGAAGCGAGUCAGCACCAUGUCGUACGCAUUACAAGCUGAGAUGAACCACUUCCAUAGCAACCGUAUCUAUGACUACAACAGGGUCAUGCAGUUGUACUUGGAAGAGCAAGUCAAGUUUUACGAGACGAUUGCUGCAAAGUUGAGACAAGCACACAGUCAGUUCACUACAAUGUGAAAGCAACGACCUUCAGUCUCGCACUACAAGACAAGAAGAGUUAAACCAGCUCGACAUCCAAAAUAUUCUUGCUUCCAUUGCGUUCUUUCCUCUCUCUUUAAUUUAAAUUUCACUUCUCUCUUUCUCUCACUCUCACCUCUUUCCCUUCCUUUGCUGCUCGUGCAAAUAGUCCGAGCUCACCGUGUUACUUUAACCCGCCGCUCUCAGACGUCUACGAACAGUUAAAGAGAAUUUACAGCAGCUGAAAAGGCUUUGCAGUUUUUUUAAGGAGCAGCAAUGAAAGCUGAACAAGGCACACUCAUUACGCACACCCUUCCCUUUGCCCGAGGUCUGCAGCUUGUGACACAGGAAGUAAACGCCAUGAAUUGCCACAUUGCAUGAGUCAAACCCAGAGUUUCUCUAAUGUGAUGCAAGUUUUGUACAGCUAUAGGUGCCAACAUGCCUCUGCUCACAUUUCAUCUACUUAUUUUAAAGCAAUACUCUGCAGUUUUUCUUUUUUCCAUGGUAAAAAUGGUGAAGGAAUGGAUUUAUGUGUAUUGAAACCGAGAAACCAAAGCCAUCCUCCUCUCUGUCAAAAGCAGGGGGGUCGAUUUCUGAAUGCAACAUUGGCAACAAAUCAGAGCUUUACUGUCUUUUUCCUCAGCCAAUAUUUUGAUUAUGUUGCUACUCAUUCGUAGUUUUAACCAGUCCCUCCAGGAAUUUGCAGGCUGAUUUUGGGAUUGUUGCAGCACGAAAUGCUGAUAUCAUGGCAGCUUUUCUACAAAAAUUGCAAAGCAUGUUUUGAUGUUGAAAGGCGUUGUUUUUUUUCUUUUCUUUUUUCGGCAAUGAAAUUGCAGGGCAAAUGAAUAUUGCCAAAAUAGUUGUGAUGCUGUCUUGUAUUUGAAGCCUAUUAUUAUGAGCAUGUACCACAGAUUUAAAAUCUAUUUUUUGAUGGUGAGGGCGUGGGGGGUGCAACAGCUGAUUGCUGAUGAUCAGCUGUUGCUGCCUUUUGAAGAAGCACUAAAGGUCUGUCUCAGGCGCUCCUCCUGUUCUCUCUACCCAGUUAGCACGAGCUUACAUAGCAGCAGCGCCUAACAUGCCAUACAGAGCCGUUAACGAGUCCAAACAAACUGACACCGAAAUGGUUAAACUCUGUUGUUUAACACGUUAAAAACUGUGGGUAACAUUAGCUGCGUGAUGCCAACCGUUAGAAUUUGCAUCAGUAGUUGCGAUCGCAACGUCCUGGAGGGACUGGUUAAAGGAGCAGAGUGUAGGUUUUAGUGGCAUCUAGCAGUGGGGAUUGCAACCAGCAUGUGCUAAGUGUGAACUGCUGGUUAAAUUUCCUUCAGUGUUCAUCAUUGAGGAGUUUUUUUUUUUUUUUUACCAGGAGCUGAAUGAUCUGCUGAGGU
This is a messenger RNA of Plectropomus leopardus (leopard coralgrouper), 3510 nucleotides long. RefSeq names its product sorting nexin 9b (gene snx9b). The record is from RefSeq and is a predicted model, not a curated record. Gene Ontology annotation, molecular function: phosphatidylinositol binding; protein binding. Gene Ontology annotation, biological process: cleavage furrow formation; endosomal transport; mitotic cell cycle. Gene Ontology annotation, cellular component: plasma membrane; cytoplasmic vesicle. NCBI's taxonomy places the organism in Eukaryota, Metazoa, Chordata, Actinopteri, Perciformes, Serranidae.